AUGUCUUGGCUGCAGUCGAUUCUUCCUAUCCGGCGGCGGAACAAAACUGCCAAGAGCGCGAUCGUCAAAACGCCAAAGAUAACGCGUUGCGCGCACGAUCCCAAGAGGGGCAAUUCCAAUGUUGCAUCGCUCGCAUUGCUCCCAGACGGCGUGUCCAAGGGCAGAAAGCGUGAUGCCCGCACGCACCAGCCUUUGCACGCCAAGAUUGUUGAGAAGCACUGCUUUUGGCUGGCAAUAACUAUGCUUGCCGUGUUGCCGACAUGUGUUACCACCCAGCGAUGUCAUGAGAAUACGAAUGGGAAUGGCAAUGGUAAUGGGAAUGGGAGUGCAUCGCUGUCAAUAUCCUCCGAGUUCCACGACGUGGCGAAAAUCUUCGCUGGCCCAGUGUCGCACUCUUCACACAUACUAAUGUACGCAUGUAAGUAUGUAUUUGUAGUAGUGUGA
This is a messenger RNA of Bipolaris oryzae ATCC 44560, 444 nucleotides long. RefSeq lists its product as uncharacterized. NCBI's taxonomy places the organism in Eukaryota, Fungi, Ascomycota, Dothideomycetes, Pleosporales, Pleosporaceae. The transcript has a single exon. The coding region runs from base 1 to 444 and encodes 147 amino acids. The record is from RefSeq and is a predicted model, not a curated record.